Paramecium pentaurelia is the source of this 614-nucleotide messenger RNA. The record is from the annotation of a GenBank genome assembly. NCBI's taxonomy places the organism in Eukaryota, Ciliophora, Oligohymenophorea, Peniculida, Parameciidae.
AUGAAGUUUAUAGGUUUAAUCAACAGCUUAGAUGCUUUUACACUUUUAUUUGGCAUCAUUUAUACUUUAGUUUCAAUGGGCUUAUAUUAUUUUAAUUAAAAUAAAUCAAAUUAGUAAGGAAAACAAUUAUAUAAAUUAUCAGAAUUGUUAAUAAAAAUUAUAAAAGAAAUAUGUUUAAAUUAAGACUAGUGCUCUACUUAACCUAAAUAAAGGGCAUUUUAAAUAAAUAAAUUAAUUAAAUGGCAGAAACACAUUAAUAGAAAAAGAUUUAAGUAUUAAUUGUAGCAUCCGGAAGAAUUUAAAAAGAAUAUUAAUCGUAUAAAAAUGAAAUUAAACUAUUCGAAAACAUUAUAUAAGGGAAAGAAAAUAAUGAAUAAAAACGAAUCAUAUAUAAAGAAAUAAGUAACCAAUUAUUUUUAUUAUAGAAUGAAUUAUUAGUUGAAUCAAAAAGCAUGUUGCCUAAUACAUUUUUAAGAUUAGAAGAAAAAAAUUAAAAACUGAUUGAUUUAUUAGCCGAAUCUGGAUAGAUAAAUGAGCAACUAAAAGAAGAAGCAUUAUAAUGCAUAGAUCAAGUCUAAUUGUUCCUUAAUUUUAUAAAUCCUGUUAUGAUUUGA